GUUGUAGUUCCCAGUGCUGCCGGACUCACGUGGGUCGCCAUGGCUGGUUUGGAGCUUCUGUCGGAUCAGGGCUACCGGGUGGAUGGCAGAAAGGCGGGCGAGCUGCGCAAGAUCCAGGCCCGGAUGGGGGUGUUCGCUCAGGCUGAUGGCUCUGCUUACAUAGAGCAGGGGAACACCAAGGCCCUGGCAGUGGUGUAUGGGCCGCACGAGAUCAGGGGGUCUCGCAGUAAAGCGCUCCACGAUCGCGCCGUCGUGAACUGCCAGUUCAGCAUGGCCACCUUCAGCACGAGCGAGAGGAAACGGCGUCCGCACGGAGAUCGCAAGUCCACCGAGAUGACGCUGCACCUCAAGCAGACCUUCGAGGCGGCCAUUCUGACCCAGCUCUAUCCCCGCUCGCAGAUAGACAUCUUCGUACAGAUCCUUCAGGCCGAUGGUGGUAAUUACUGCACGAGCGUCAACGCCGCCACCCUCGCGGUGAUAGAUGCCGGCAUCCCCAUGCGGGACUACGUUUGCGCAUGCUCGGCCGGUUUCAUCGAGGACACGCCGCUGGCCGACCUCAGCUACGUGGAAGAGACAGCCGGCGGACCUCAGCUGGCUUUGGCGCUGCUUCCCAAGUCCGACCAGAUCGCCUUGUUGGAAAUGAACUCUCGGCUCCACGAGGACCACCUCGAGCGAGUGAUAGACGCGGCGAGCAAGGCCUGUAAGGAUGUCUACACCGUGCUGGACCAGGCCGUGAGAGAGCACCUUCAGGAGGUCAGCAUGCUGGUGGGAGACCGAGGAACCGUGUGAAGGCCACCAAACCCAGCUAUCUUCUAAGGAGUGCUGCCAAAGAGGAGACCGGCAAGCGGCUUCACGCGCUUUGUGUGGGAGAAGCUGAAGCUCCGUUGGGGACUCGCCAAACUGACCAAAAAAAAUUAAAAGUGAAGAACGACCAUACUGGGCAGAGAGGAGGCGUUUAUCUCUAAACGGCUGUAAAAAAAAUAUCAAAAGCUAUUCAUGCUGGACUCGGAGCCCCUCCUCCUACGCUGUUGUGUUUUCUUAUACUAUAGCUGCAUAUAAAUGUUCUUUUUAAAAUAAAAA
Molecule: messenger RNA, 1080 nt
Organism: Spea bombifrons (plains spadefoot toad)
Lineage: Eukaryota; Metazoa; Chordata; Amphibia; Anura; Pelobatidae
Gene: EXOSC4
Product: exosome component 4
Exons: 3
Coding region: 40-789 (249 amino acids)
Biological process (GO): nuclear mRNA surveillance; poly(A)-dependent snoRNA 3'-end processing; rRNA catabolic process
Cellular component (GO): cytoplasmic exosome (RNase complex); nuclear exosome (RNase complex); nucleolus
Source: RefSeq, a predicted model, not a curated record